Messenger RNA from Papilio polytes (common Mormon), 1502 nucleotides. RefSeq names its product histone H1.1, embryonic-like. NCBI's taxonomy places the organism in Eukaryota, Metazoa, Arthropoda, Insecta, Lepidoptera, Papilionidae. Gene Ontology annotation, biological process: nucleosome assembly. Gene Ontology annotation, cellular component: nucleosome. The transcript is spliced from 2 exons. The coding region runs from base 804 to 1502 and encodes 232 amino acids. The record is from RefSeq and is a predicted model, not a curated record. Gene Ontology annotation, molecular function: structural constituent of chromatin; DNA binding.
AAUAACUUUAAUAUUGUAAAACCUUAUAAAUGAACACUUAAGACUGUGCAUUAUAGCAUUAAUUUAGGGUAGGCAGUAUUGGAAUGAACUUCGACGUUUUUUACCCAAGUUAAUUGACGUCUCAGGAUCUAUUUAUAUUCUAACUAUUUAUUUAUAUUUAUGUAUACACGUAGUACGUAUAUAUUCAGUAAUCUUAAAAAAAAAGUGUUCUUUUGUAGAAAUCCUUUAAAUGUUCAGAACUAAACCAUAGAUGUUAGGCACAAAUUUAACCAUAGACUAACAGCGUACUGUCAAUGUUGCAUAUUGUUAAUCUUUGCCAUGGAUCUUUGUUUUGGUACGUAUUUUAGUAAAUAUUUAACGAUACUUUGAAGCCUAAUUUAUAUAGAAUUAAUGUAUUUGAGAAACAGCUGGCAAAAAAAUACUUUUACUUAUUUUAUUCGUAGUUUGUUGCUAUAAAAAACUUUAAUGUUGAAAAAAAUCAAAUUUUUGAAGCCGUACAAGUAAGUUUGUAGUUAUGCUUUUAUUCAUACUAGAAUGAUAGAAUUGUUACUGGUUUUCAAGAAACUGUAUAAUAAUUGAAUAUGAAAUACUGAAACAAAUUGUUUUAGCAAAUUUUUACCUAAACUUUUACUCACAUUGUCGUAAACGUAUUUGAGAUCAUACGAAAAAAGUCAAUACAAUAAUGCAAAAGGACGUGUAAUAUUGAGCCAGAGAAUCGAAGUCAAUGUCAUAAUAACGUAUUUUCUAUAAGUAUGUGGAACUACAAAUAAACGUAUUAGUAGCGAAGAAAAAACAUCACGAAAAUGUCAAGCGGCUACGAGGACGAAAUGGAGGUGACGCCACCUAAAAAAACCAAAAAGACAAUAAUAAAACGGCCUUCGAAAGAAGAAUUAAAAGAAGAAAGUAGUAAUGAAAUUGAUGAAGCUCCAAAGAAGAUAAGCGUAAAAGCGAUGGUCCACGAAGCAUUAACAGACUUGAAAAGCAGAAAAGGCACUUCUCUCUACGCUAUAAAGAAAUAUAUGCACGAAAACUACGACGUUGACGUCGCUAAAGUUAACUAUAUUAUAAAGAAACUCAUUAAAAGUGAAGUGGAAGCGGGAAUUAUAGUACAAGUAAAUGGUAUCGGCGCCACCGGGUCGUUCAAACUAGCUCCAGCUGCUGACAAACAGAAAACCAAACCAAAAACAAAGAAAGUCGAAAAGAAAAUCACUAAAAAGACCGAAGAUAAAAAAGAUAAGAUAAAAACGACAAAAACUGACACGAAAGUUAAAACUAAAAAAAGCGACAAAAUACUGCCAGAGGUUGAAAAAGAAAAGAAAAAAAGCGUUAAAAGAAAACUCGAAAUAACCGAAGAUAAAAAAGAGAAAACCGUUAGAAUUAAAACUACGCAACAGUCUAAAUCAAAGAUUGCCAACACUCCUCAUAAGAAGAAAGCUGCGAUGUCGAAAAGAAAGAGUAUCGGUUCAAUAAUAAAACCGCCAAAAAUGAAGCCAAAAGCCUAA